GGCAGCGGUGGCGACAUGAGCAGCGGGGCGGCGUCCGGGACGGGGCGGGGGCGGCCCCGGGGCGGGGGGCCGGGGCCCGGGGACCCCCUCCCCAGCGAGACACACAAGCUGGUGGUCGUAGGCGGCGGCGGCGUGGGCAAGAGUGCGCUGACCAUCCAGUUCAUCCAGUCCUACUUCGUGUCUGACUACGACCCCACCAUUGAAGACUCCUACACGAAGAUCUGCACCGUGGAUGGCGUCCCGGCCCGGCUGGACAUCCUGGACACUGCAGGCCAGGAGGAGUUUGGUGCCAUGCGGGAGCAGUACAUGCGUGCAGGCCAUGGCUUCCUGCUGGUAUUUGCUAUUAACGACCGGCAGAGUUUCAACGAGGUGGGCAAGCUCUUCACGCAGAUCCUCCGAGUCAAGGACCGUGACGACUUCCCCAUCGUGUUGGUCGGCAACAAGGCAGAUCUGGAGACACAGCGCCAGGUCCCCCGAUCCGAAGCCUCUGCCUUUGGGGCCUCCCACCACGUAGCCUAUUUCGAGGCCUCAGCUAAACUGCGCCUCAAUGUAGAUGAGGCCUUUGAGCAGCUGGUGCGGGCUGUCCGGAAAUACCAGGAACAAGAACUCCCGCCCAGCCCACCCAGCGCCCCCAGGAAGAAAGAUGGGGGCUGCCCCUGCGUCCUCCUGUAGCCAGGCCUGAGGGGAACCACCAGCAGCACGAGCUCUUGGGACCAGCUGCACUCACCGAGCCUAUUUCCCCAUCUGGGUCUCCCAGGAUACACUACAUCCUCACCGUGAAUCCCUGGCCCCCUUGGGGGCCACUGCCACUGUGUGCCUUCUGCCAACGCCUCCUUUCCCCACCCAAGCCUUUCUGGUUGGGGCGAGGGGCUCCCGGGCAUCGGGGUCACUGCUGUAUAUAACUCCCCACCCCUGAGAAAUAAACAUCACUGCCAAUGCCA
Messenger RNA from Manis javanica (Malayan pangolin), 941 nucleotides. It is a transcript of the gene RRAS, whose product is annotated as RAS related. NCBI's taxonomy places the organism in Eukaryota, Metazoa, Chordata, Mammalia, Pholidota, Manidae. Gene Ontology annotation, biological process: signal transduction. Gene Ontology annotation, cellular component: membrane. Gene Ontology annotation, molecular function: GTPase activity; GTP binding. The record is from RefSeq and is a predicted model, not a curated record.